UUACGCAGGCGUACACCACGUACACCGAUGAACAGAGCUGUCUUGGCUGAAUGCUAGCUGGCUAGCUAACGGUCUGUCAAGUCGCACACAUUGGGCUAGAAGGGGGAAGCGCAGCGGUGGAGAAGAAGGGCGACCCAAGUGCCGCUACGAAAUGGCCGGGCAACAGUUCCAGUACGAUGACAGCGGCAAUACCUUUUUCUAUUUCCUAACGUCCUUCGUCGGACUUAUUGUGAUCCCAGCCACAUAUUACCUCUGGCCCCGGGAUCAGAAUGCUGAACAACUGCGUCUGAAGAGCCUGAGGAGGGUACAUGGCAGGUGUUUGUGGUACCGGCUCAGGCUGAUGAAGUCACAGCAGAGCAUCGUCCCAACACUAAAGAAAGCAGCCUUGUUAUUUGGGUGGGCUGUGUUCCUGCUGCUAGCCUACAAGGUGUCCAAGCUGGACAGAGAGUACCAGGAGUACAAUCCUUAUGAAGUCCUCAACUUGGACCCGGGUGCAUCUCUGUCAGAAAUCAAGAAGCAAUACCGUGUACUGUCACUCAAGUUCCACCCUGAUAAAGGUGGAGAUGAGGCCACCUUCAUGAGAAUUGCCAAAGCUUAUGCUGCUCUGACCAAUGAACAGUCACGACAGAACUGGGAAAUGUACGGCAACCCAGAUGGUCCAGGAGCUACCAGCUUUGGUAUUGCCCUGCCUGCCUGGAUCGUUGACCAGAAGAACUCAAUGCUGGUGCUGUUGGUGUAUGGACUAGCCUUUAUGGUCAUCCUUCCGGUUGUUGUGGGCACAUGGUGGUACCGCUCCAUCCGCUACAGUGGGGACCAGAUCCUCAUCAACACUACCCAACUCUUCAUGCAUUUCAUGUACAAAACACCAAACAUGAACAUGAAGCGGUUAGCCAUGGUGUUGACAGCAGCAUUUGAGUUUGACCCUCGCAGCAAUAAAGAAGCCACCAUAAGACCAACAGACAACAUUGAAGUGCCACAGUUGAUCCGUGAAUUAGGAAAUAUCAAUGUGAAGAAGAAGGAGCCUCCAUUCUGUUAUCCUUACAGUUUGAAGGCCAGGGUCUUGGUGCUUGCUCACCUGGCACGCAUGGAUGUCUCAGAGGAGUUAGAGGAAGAUCAGAGGUUUGUGGUGAGGAAGAGUCCAGCUCUCCUCCAGGAGAUGAUCAACGUGGGCUGUCAGCUUACAAUGAUGGCCAACAGCAGAGGAGGUUUCCAUGCUCCUCGACUGGUAACCAUAGAGAAUUGUAUGAAACUGACCCAGAUGAUAGUGCAAGGUCUGCAGGAGUCAAAGUCUCCACUUCUGCAGCUGCCCCACUUUGAGGAGGAGCACCUCCGCUACUGCAUCUCCAAGAAGUAUAAAGUUCGGAGCCUUCAGGACCUGGUGAGUCUCAAGGACUCCGACAGGCGCAGCAUGCUGCGGUUCUUGGGGGAGGAAAAGUACGAUGAGGUCAUGGCCGUGCUGGGCAGCUUCCCUCACAUCACCAUGGAUACCAAACUGCAGGUCCUUGAUGAUGAAGACAGCAAUAACAUCACAGCAGGCUCCAUUGUCACAGUAACUGUCACCUUAACCAGAAAACGGAUGGCGGACAUGUUUGAAAAAGAGCAGGAGACAACAGCAUGUCCAGGAGAGGAAGCUGCCACUACAGAAGAAGCACAAGCAGACUCGAGUAAAGCCAAAACCAAAGUGUGGCAGAACAAGAGUAAAGGAGCUAAGAAGACAGCAAAGUCCAAGAAGAAAAAAUUAACCAAGAAGAAGGCCACUCCUGCGCCCGCCAAAACCAAGCAGGCCAAUGGCAACGUGGCUGGAAAUGAAGUCGCAGUAGCAACAUCAUCAACAGCAGUUAAGGAGGAAGAGGACGAGGCCUCGGACAAGGGCAGUGAUUCAGACGAGGGCGAAGCCAACAAGGACUCUCCCAGCGAGAGAGAUGAAGACAGCGACAAGCAAAGUGACACAGAGGUGGAUGAGAUGGGCGGUGACGAUGAGGAGGAGUGGGAGGCGUUGCAGCAAAGCAUCCAGCGGCGAGAGCGGGCCCUGCUCGAGACCAAGUCGAAGGUGACACACCCAGUCUACAGCCUCUACUUCCCAGAGGAGAAGCAGGAGUGGUGGUGGCUCUACAUCGCCGACCGCAGAGAUCAGACCCUCGUCUCCAUGCCCUACCACGUCUGCACACUAAAAGACACAGAAGAGGUGGAGCUGAAGUUUCCAGCUCCCUCCAAAACGGGCAACUACCAAUAUUCUGUCAUCCUCCGCUCUGAUUCCUACAUGGGACUGGACCAGAUCAAACCACUCAAGUUGGAGGUCCACGAGGCCAAGGCCAUGCUGGACAACCACCCGCAGUGGGACAUCCCCGAUACGGAGGAGGAGGACGAGGAGCAGGAGGACAGCGACGGCAUCGAGGAGAGUGAAGACGAUGACGAGGACAACGACUGAACCCAGAUACACACACGCACGCACAUACACACAACACACACACACGCUCAGCCUUCUCCCAUGGACUGGCCACCCACCCACUCCUGACCCCACGACGGCACUCUGAGAGCAGCGAACGAGAAGCUGCUGCCCGCCACACACACACACACACACACACACGCAGACACACUGAAUCAUUGGGGACAAUUUCUACACACACAGCCCUCCUCCUCCUCCUCCUCCUCCUCCUCCUCGUCCUCGUCCAUUUUAUCCUUACAAUGACGUGGACUGUGACCCUGCCCCCUCCAUUUUCCCCUUUUCUACAGAGACUUGUUCCUUCACUUUCCGCUGCUGGCGGAAAAGAAUUCUGUGAAUACUUAACCAGGCCCGUGUGUGUGUGUACGCGAGUGGGUGUGGGCGUGUGUGUGCGUAUGCUGUGUGUUUGUAAACCUUGUAUGUGUCUGUACAGGUAUGAAAGAUUGACACACUGUGGACUGGAGGACCUAUUAUUAUCUGGGCUCUUUUCUCGAGGGGGAGAGGGGAUGUCAUAAACAGCUAAUUCAGUUUUGCAAAAUUAACAGAAACUCACAGCUUCCAUACUGAAAAUCACAACUUCGCUCUCGCUCCUAAUUUAAGAAAAAAAAGAAAAAAAAUCACUCAGCACCGACGUUUUCCUCACCAAUGAUACUUUCUAUUGUACACUUAAAACUGCAGAAGUGUGAGCUUUAGCCCCACUCGUCGGGGGAUCACAUCCGAGUCGACCAUUGGCACAUUUGCUCCUUUUCAGCGCACAGGAGCACAGUAAAGUCUCAUCAGGGUUUUUUUUGUUUGUUUGUUUGUUUUUUUCCGCUGUUACACCAGCCAGUCACUUGUAUGUACUUGUACUUACUGUAUGUUGAAGGGGAUGUCUGCAGAUAAAUACUGAUCUCCAGUCAGUUCUGUUAAUGAUGCCUGUUCUGCCCCUUGUGAUCCACAUCAAACAAAGUGUAUUUCUUCUGAAAGAGACAGCUGUUGGUUGAAAGCAGGUGGCUCUUGAAAUGAAUUAUGACCUCAAGUGUAAUGGGGGAAAAUGACAAAACUUGCAGUGUUAAGAUUUCUUUUUUUUCUUCUUCAUAUACUACAUAAAAGUUGUGAGUUUUCAGUCUUUUAAGGGGCUCAGAUACUGAUAUAUAUAGAUAUAUACAUACUCGUGGCUUUUCAGAGAAGUGACUUCCUUUCUCUUCAUCUUUUUCUUUUUUUUGUACAAUUGUAGCACAUUCCAGUGUAUACUCAUUGUCCAAAAAGGCCUUAUGAAUACAACUGAAAUACCACAACAUACAAGUCUUUGGGUGCUAUGCACCAGUGGUUCUUGGGAGAGAAGAAAAAAAAACUUCUUUUUUUGUGUUUGUAAAAAAUCAACAGUGUUUUUCCUUUGUUUCAGUUUAGAAUUAGUCUCCUCAUAGUAACCCUAUAGCUCCCCCAGUUUUGGGAUACAUAUCACUGAUUUUGCCAUAACAAAGCCUCUAUUAAGUACAGUUUUGUCUGCUGGAAGAGGGUUAGCAAGUCAAGCGUGGAAUGUGACUGGCUCUGUGUUAAAGGGACUGUAGUAUGAGGUCCCUGACACACACACACACACACACACGCACAGCGAUCAUGAUCUGGAAAGUGUCUCGAACAAAAACCAGUCAAAAGUAACUUGUGGUUGUAAGACUAAGCAUAUUCUGUCCAGCACCUUUUUGUCUUCAGUCAUUGAAGCAGAGCAAGCUUAGUUUGGAAAUUACUGCCAUUCCAGAUGGGAAUUGCUUUUCACCAAAUCUGGACUUUUUUUUUCUCUUUUUCUUUUGUUUGUAUCCAAGAAAUACACAGCAGUUCUGGCUAACUGAGAGAACUCCUUUCAUUUAAAUUUACUAGGGUUUUUGUUUAUGUCUCAGUUAAGCUGUAGUUAUUACAAAUGUAACACAUAGGUCUUUGUCUUGUGUUCUUCCAUUUGAAAUUUUGUUUUUACAUUUGUUAGACUCAUGAGUGGGGGGAAAAAGUAAAUCAGAGCUUCCGCGUACGGCUCUGUGGGCUCUCGCUGUAUGUUGACAACUUGGCAGUUCGGUUUUUAAAAGAUAUAAGAAAAAUCUUUCACCAAGAAUAUCCACACAACAGUUCAUCGUUUCUGUUAAGGCAUAUUCUAGUGUGUCAUGUUAGUGUGGGAGAGAUGAAGGUUUGAAUAUCCAUCAGCGUGCUCUCCCACCACCACAUACACACACUCACUCACACAAACAAACUGACAAUGCGCGCACUAUACCCUCCUGUAAUUGUGUUCAAAGCAGGUGUAUGCUAACAGGUAAUAUUGUACUCUGAGUAUUUAUCGCUCUGCAAUAGAAUGUAGCAUCAGUGAUUUACGCUGUGUGGAAAAAAAACUGCAGUGAGGUUAAAUACGACACCAUCUCUCCCAUGACAGACCUCGUCCAGGCUAUUGGCUGGCAGGCCGUCUCAGUUUGGACAAACUACCCAAUGACUAUCUAUCUGCCACUUUUGUUUACAAAGGAACUGUCAUUGUAAAUGGAAAAAUAUAUUAUUUGUAUUUAAAAUCAUUUCAAAUAAAAACUUUUAAAUGAG
This is a messenger RNA of Lates calcarifer (barramundi perch), 4993 nucleotides long. It is a transcript of the gene sec63, whose product is annotated as SEC63 homolog, protein translocation regulator. Gene Ontology annotation, cellular component: Sec62/Sec63 complex. The record is from RefSeq and is a predicted model, not a curated record. Gene Ontology annotation, biological process: post-translational protein targeting to endoplasmic reticulum membrane; SRP-dependent cotranslational protein targeting to membrane. Gene Ontology annotation, molecular function: RNA binding; transmembrane protein transporter activity. NCBI's taxonomy places the organism in Eukaryota, Metazoa, Chordata, Actinopteri, Centropomidae.